AGAAUCUAAUGUAACAAAGAGUUUAGAUAAAUGUAUCCAGGUUUCGGAUACACCAUCAAUGCUACUAAAACUGGAGGAAGAGAUGAAAAAAAUAAAAUUACAGCUGGAGAAGGAUAUCUUAUCCGAACAACAACGCGCAAAUGAAGCUGAGCGUAGGGCGUCUUUGGUUGCCAAAGCUGAAGAACAACGUGUAGCUGAUCUUGGUAAGUAUAACACGUGUACACUAUUUUUAAUUAUUGAAAUUUAUUUUAGUCAUCUUACACAAUUUUUGCUGCAACUUGGAACGCAAUCGCUGAUAUGGAAGCUAACAAGAUAUCGUGUUAUCUAUGUUAUCUGUAUGACCUGCAGCUAACUCUAUCGGCAUGUUCAUUUCAUUUCCAUCAUUUUUCAUCCCUUAAGAAUAUGUUAUGUAAAGAAAUGGACAAUGAAAUUGGACGCCCUCUUUUAGGACCCUGGCUAAAAGCCUGGCCCAAACAACAAUAGCAGCUCUUUGCUAUUGGUUGAUUUGGUGAAAAAAAGAAUACACACCGUGACGAUGAAACGACCAUUUUUUGCAGCAAUGUGAAAGCACGAACAAAAACAAUAUGGCGUCACCUUCGACCGUUUGCAUGCAGACUAAAGGAAAGCAUUUAGUCUUUAAAAAUAAAGACUAGAUAAAACCAAAAGAGCGACAAAAGGCGCGGAAAUAUUUUUGACGUAUAUUUGAAAGAGACGAGCACACAUUUCCUGCAAAUGGCAAGAGAACUUGUAAUUAUUUGCGAAGAAUUUAACCUACAGGUGCGAUGUCUUCUAUUUAUUUUCAAAGGCCUUUUUAUAUUAUCCCAACCAGACGGGACGGGACAUAGCCGGGAUCAUAUAAUCAUGCACGCUCUAACAUAAAUAACAACUUUCAUCUUCGGCAGAUAACACAAAAUUCGGCCAAUAAUUCUUCAUAUCCUGCUCAACAUCAGAAAUGUAUUUACAGUGCAUAUGAAUUUUGAACAGGUGUAUCUAUUUGGCAAAAUUUUCGACCUUUGAGCCUGGAUCUUCAUUAUUUAUUUACUGAGUAUUUGGUCUGGCAGAUCCAAAGCUGCGCCCUUUUCCUCGAAACAAAAUAAUUAUAUUUUAAACUAAAAUUAUUUGAAUUCUUUUGACAGAGGCCAAGCUGUCAGAACUGUCCAAUGUGGUUGGUAAAUACGAGAGAUUAAGAUCACAUGAUCAGAUGGAAAUUAAAAAAUUAAAAGAUCGUCUUCAUAUGUUCACCAUAACACCUAAGGAUGAUAAUAUGUCAGACAAUCGGAAUUUGGAAAAUGAUUUGAACUUGGAUAAUGAUAAUUUAGACGACGUGUUUCGCAAAUUGAAGGAUGUUCUACGGUUUCGAUUUGAAAAUCGAGAAGAAAUUCCUGAAUCGGGUAAGUGCAUUUCCUUUUAGGUAUAUACAAAACCUUGUAUCAAAUUGAAAGAAAUCCACUGUGGUUUUUCAAUUGCUCGUAUAACUAAUAUUUACUACUGUACAAUAUGAGCAACUGUGUUGUAUUAAAUAUACGACACGAGCAAAAGGCAAGUUAUAUGAAACGAACUGUGAACUUUUUUAUAAUUAUGAUACAACUACAUGAAAUAUAUAGAAAGAAUUUCGACGUUUCGAGCGAGCGUCCUUCGUCUUCAAGUUGGUAGCGUGGGUCGGGGAAAGACACAUGUGCUUUUUACUACUUAAUACAAAAGCGAUCACGUGAUGAUUAUAAACCAAUAAGAUGCAUGGAUUUAGUCAAGACAAACUGUAAACAAAAAUGUAAAUCACAUUUCAGAAUAUAUUAGUAUGAAAGUUAGGGGAGAAGAAAUAAGGAUAAUGGAAAGGUAUACCGGGUGUCCCAAAAAAAAGUACUCCGGUUUGAUUCGUAAUAACUUCUAAACAAGUAAAUCUUUUAAAGAGAAAUAACUUGCAUCAAAUAGAGGAAGGACUAACAACUUAGAUUUUGAUAUAUUAGUGUUGUAUUUCACUUAAAAAUUCACGGAGAUAUUAAUGUUUAAAAUCGGGAGCAUAUUUCUGGAUGUGUUUGAAAUAUGCAAAAAACGGCGUAACAAAUAUUAAUCAACAUUUGCCCGAGUGAAACAUGCACUAUUACCAGUAAAUAAAUGACAUUUGACAAAUCAGUGUUUAUUAUGAAACAAAGUAUUAUUAUCUACAAAAUACAAGCAAGAUUUAUUUGUCCGAAAUCCGUGUGCAUGUGUUCCUAGCACGAAUACGUUUCCUUAUUUCAUAAGACCACUGCAGAUCGCGAAGGAUCGUCAUGAAUAUCCGCGUUCGUAUAGUUCUGAAUUAGGGCAUGCUGUCACAAUAGAAUUGUGAAGCUCUUCUAACUUCUUCAAAGUUCUGAAAUCUUGUUAAGAAAACUCAAACUCUUUUGCCUUUUCUUAAUCUUGUUUAUCUUGUUAAGUUCAGAAUAAACUGAGAAUGAAACACAAUCAAACCAUACAACUCCAUAAGUCAUAACAAGCAACUCCCCAGAGACAUCCAACAUUUUUGGACAAAAUGUAACAAAAUAGUAGCGUCGAUAUACUGUGAUGUGUAUUUGCAAAAAGCAAUAUAUUAUUUCCUUCAUUAAAGAAUAAUAUUCAUCCUGCUCUAACCGAGAAAUAAUCAACUCUGUUUUUAACCCAUGAAAAACAUAAAAAAAUUAGGCUAUUUAAGAAAAAUUUAAGCCUGCCUUAGUGGUCUUUCAUGUACCUUUAAGUUUGUAAAGACCUAUUAAAUACUUGCAUAAUUUCGAACAUUCAUAUUUCAGGAAACAAUGAGCUAAGACUUACAUGCAUAUAUGUUAAGAUGUCUAAAUCUACGCCAUAUCUCUUAUACAAACCCUAACGACAAUUCGUUGAAAUACAAGUUAGCCUGAUAUGUCAUUAAACAAAGAAACGCUGGAGUUAUAUUUGAUAUGCCGAUUUUCGCUAAUUUUAGACACAUCCGAAAAUAUGCUCCCGAUUUUGAACAUUAAUAUCUCGGUGAAUUUUUAAGUAAAAUACAACUGUAAUAUAUCAAAAUCUAAGUUAGUCCUUCCUAUAUGUAAUGCAAGUUAUUUCUGUUUGAUAGCUUUACUUGUUUAGAAGUUAUUAUAAAUCAAACAGGAGUACUUUUUUUUGGGACACCCGGUAUGAAAGCAAAUUAUACUUUUAAUGUCUGCUGAUGUCAGACAAAGAAAGAAUAUAGCUAAGUACAGCAUCGUUAAUGCAAUGUGGACGGAUGUUGCAAAGCUAAAGUGAUGUCCCUUACGGCUAUCAUUGCUACCGGAAAUGGGAAAACGGGACAAACGGCUCCGAUUUUCAUAAAACUCUGUGAUUGCCACUGUUAAAACGUCUGGCAACAGGUCGGCAACAGGUUAAGCACGUUUAAGCAACUGUUAAGGAUAGUAUGAGCAAUAUCUCUUUUGUUAAAAAUGUUUUCAUAUUUGCACUUCAAUGCUUGGUAUCUAAAAUGAUUUGAUAAGGAUUUGAUUAAUAGUUAAAUUUCUUAUUUCAUAUCUGAACAUUCUGAAUUUGACAUAUGAAAUGUGCAUGUACAUGUGAAAGUGUUCUUUAACAGACAGGGUUAAUGUUUUUGUUUUAUUUUCACGACGUAUGCAGAUGAUGUUGGAUUUAGUAGGGCAGAUCUGGAGUGCAUUCUCAAAAACGACCCUGCUCACAAAGCUUGUCGUGAAGAACUUCGUCAAUUAAAAGAUGAAUUUGAGUGUUAUAAAGCCAAGGUACAAAUAAUGAGAAAGUCUCGCCUUGAAAGUGAGACGGACUCGAACAGCAAAGAUACAGAAAAAUUUAAAACUCAGAUUAAAGAUCUUAAAACGACGGUGGAGUCCUUACAAAAAGAGCUGGAAGACAAAGAUUGUGAGCUUGAUGUACUUCAAGAAAGGCUUGCGUACGAGAAGGUAAAUCUGCAAAAGUUACAUCAUUCGGAAUUGGAAAGUGAACGAACAAUCUAUGCCGCAAAAAUGCAGGAGCUUGAGAAGCAAGUGCAGAAUCAGCGCAGCAGGACAAUGUUAUUGAUAAACGAGAAGGAUUGUGAGAUUGAAAGGCUGAAGAAGAAAGUUGCCACAGAACACUCAGGGUCAUCGUCUGUACACAGGAAGAAUACAGCAAUGUUGUCUAGGAAACCUAGUUCUUCAGAUGAUGCUGUUAAUGAACUUCUGCUGCAGUCAAGCCCGGUAAUAACUAUUAUUACGCAUUACUUAUAAAAUCUCCUUUUUGAUUGGCUGCUGACCUACAAAUAAUUGUUGUUAUUAUAUAGACAACUACCAGAUAUGAGUUAUUCUGCAAUUUAAUUGGCUCUCUGCUAGCAGCAUAUUAGCUCAUAUACUGCCAGUGAAAAAAAAAAACAAGAUUGCGGCUCAAAAAUUACAGACGUUCUCUGAACGAGAAAACAGCAAGUUAUUUGCUUUUUAUAGCAUUAAGAGGAAUAGAAACACAAUGAAAAUACUUGCAGCAAUUGUUUACAGGUUAGCAAUUUUAACACUUAAGCUAGUUAAAAAAUGUAUUUCAAAAAAAAAUAAUGCUGAAAGAGCGAAGACAAAAACUUCAACGGAAUAUAAGUUUUUUGAAGAAAAUAAGGUGAAUUUUAUAGACGUGAAAUCAAUAAGCACUUGUUUUGUCUAAAAGCCUUAAAUUAAAUAAAUAAAAAUUUCUAGGUUUUAGUAAUGUUUGAAGUAUUAUUUAAAGAAAUAGCAGCAGCGGUUUUUCUGCAGGUUUAGGGCAAGGCAGUUGUAACUUGUGUUCAUUGCUAAACUAACUGUCAAAAUAUAAUAAAACAGUUAUUCUACUCACUUUCGUCGUAUACGACUGCAUGAUAGCCAACGCACCUCGUCGGGAAUCAGCUCAUAUACGACUCGAGUUCACAGAAUAACUGUUAGAUAUCGCGUAAUUAUGACAUCACACCCACAGACAAUAUUUUUCUAUAUGUAGACAUGACAUCAGCUCCGCAGAGACUAGAGAAUGAUCUCAAAGCUAACAUAAGCCAGCUUGUAAGGCCCACUCAAACCAGUCCAACAUGUUGAUCUAACAUCAUCCAACUUUGUUGGAUCUGUUUGAACAUCAUGUUUGGUAAUGUUGGGUAGUGUUGGAUUAGGUCUAAUUAAAAUUUGCUGGACGAUGUUGGAAUUGUUUGAACAGGUCUUUAUCUUAUUUUCUCAUUAUCUCUCCACCUAUAAACACAACAGUCACCUUUGGUACACUAUGCUCAGGAGCAAGCAUAUUGCGAAGCAGAAUUUAUGUCGCUAAAGAAACAACGCAGGGAACUAGAAGAAACUAUGCAAGAAGUCCGACUUAGGUAAUAAUUAUCGGUACAAUGGAUUUGCAGUUCAAGAAUGUUUCAUGAAAAUGAAUUUAAAAACCAUGCAAAGAAAAAUAAGUAAAGAAUGAAUUUCUUGUUGAAUUGAAUUUAUCAGUUAUUUACAUUUACGUAUGCUCUUUGUUAUAGAGAGGAACAAGCUUCUGAACAAGUUGAAUUGCUAAAGGAGGAGAUUCGAAAAUUAGAGCGCAAUUGGUAUGCGAAUGAAUUAUAAAUUACUUGAAAAUACGAUAUCUUUCGAUAAUUACGUCACAAAUAGUUCCUUGGCCUGGGAGCCUCGUUACCACGAAAGGUAAUUCGCUCACGAGUCAUGAGAAUGAGGCUCCCGGGCCAAGAAGAGAUUUGUGACGUAAUUAUCGAAAGAGUGCAUUGUUAAACGCUUUAGCUAUCUCUUUUCUUUGUAGUUUACUUGACCAUAGUAAAAAUACUAAACUAAAAGGUCGCCUAUUAAUUAGUCACACAACCCAUAUAGAGACCAUUAGCAUGAGCGAUAAAGAUGGCGUUCCCUGCACUUUUCUGGCCAUAUAUUUUUUCUGCAUAAUAUCAGCUCACAUUGUAAUUGGAACACUGCAGACUAUUUGACUCUUAAUCAUAUAGAGGGCAAAAUUACUCAAAUAUGAUUGGCUAGUGAGGAGGGCAUUUUUUCUUAAUUCAGGGCAAAAUUACUUGUACUUGAUUGGCUGAGACGCAAGCGCGGGAAGUUUUUCGUUUUAAAUAGCAAUAAAAACAAUGGCUUCUCGCUUUGUUGUUGCGGAUAAUUAUGUUAUUGAAGAAUUAAAAACUUCUAGUGAAAACCUGAACACUAGAAAAACUACGAAUUUAUUGGUUGGAGUAUUUAAGAAAUGGGCAGGCAGGGCAGCAUUAAAAAACAUCGGCGAAAAGGCGAAGACAUGGAGACAUGCACGAGGUUCAAGAACUUGACAAGUUCACAGUUAACUUACCAAUAAAUUUUGCCCUCUAUGAUUAACAAGUAAUCGCAUAGAUCCUCGUAAAAUUAAGGUUUAAUUUCACUUGUGUUUUCAAAGUUUCACAAAUUGCGAACUUUGAAAACACGCGUGAAAUUAAACCUUAAUUUUACUCGGCCCCAUGCGAUUACCUAUACUAAUUGAAUGAAUGCUGAUAAUUGUGUUACUCGAAUACAUUACACUACCACGUAUUCCAGUUAUGACGUUACACCUGUACACCUAUAGUAGGUCGAUUGCACUUUACGUCACGGCAGCCAUGUUGGUAUAUCAACAAAAGAAUAUCUUGUUCUUUCAUUGAAUUUGGCACUAACCGCCGUUUUAUUAUCUUUUUAUUAUGGUUGUUAUCCACCUAUUCAUCUUUUAACCGUCUUCUAAUCGUUUUUAAGCUCGCGUGAAAAUGCUAAUUUGGAAUACCUGAAGAACGUGAUAUUGCGAUAUCUUCUAACAAAUAGUGAAUCAGUUCGUCAGCAAAUGGUGGCUGCUAUCUCGGCAAUUUUAGAAUUCAGUCCACAAGAGGUAAGGAAAGAGCCCAGGGGUUUUAAGUUGUUUAUAUUUACCAUAUAAAAUAGUUUUUAUAGUGGUGGGAAGGAUCUAGGCCGUUUGAGUCACCAAAAGAUGAAAGAGAACUCUCGGAUGGAAUUUUAAUUUUGAUAUUUAAUUAACAUAAUUUACGAAGGUGGAAGAGCUUUCUCCGUAGUAUACAUCUAAUUUAAAUAGAUAUCUUGAAAAUGUACUUUAUUAACUCGUAGCAGCUAAUUUAAAAAUUCAAAAUAGCCCAACAGCCUAUGUAAAUGCAGACGAGUUGGUUUUUCACAGCAGUCUUGGUUGGAAACAGUUGUUGUGGGUGGUUUGGAUUAAUUUCAAUCGUCGAGGUAAUCAUUUGAAAUCUUCCCCAGAACGGAGGAAAUGCCAUUUCAGAGAUUUCAAAAAUUUUCUGGGGGAGCAUUCCCCUGGCACCCCUAGGGAGAAUGUCGUAAACUGCUCCUGUAUAAUAAGGUUAUCAUGGCGAGUGAAUUUUUGUCUUGUUUUUUUUUUAGAUAUCGAGGGUAAAACAAACAGCAAAAGGAUGGUGGGGAAGGUAGCUGGAAUUUGAAGAUUGGACUUUAUGAUGACACUACAGUCAGGAUAACCUGCUCAGCAGCCCCCACCCGAAACGAUUUUCCUUUGAACGAAAUUUCGGGCUGCGAGCAGGCUACAGUCAGGACAGUUAAAGAAAUACACACCUCACUGAGUGCAGAUAAUUUUUUAUUGAUAGUUAUUUUACAUUUAUAACUGACACCAAAAAUAGAAUAAUAUACAAAUAAUGACUGGGUAAUCUUUCAUUGAAUGAAAAUAUUUUUACCAUUGCACGAAUGAAAACAUUCAUUAUUUUAUAUGAUACCAAAAUACCGAAAAUGGAUCAAUUUUAUCGAAUUAAAUGC
Messenger RNA from Paramuricea clavata, 7691 nucleotides. Lineage: Eukaryota; Metazoa; Cnidaria; Anthozoa; Malacalcyonacea; Plexauridae. The record is from the annotation of a GenBank genome assembly.